AAAAAAAAUCGACUACCAGAAGACGUACAAAGGAAGCCGUUAAUCUUCCUUAACUUUCAGUUUCAGUUUCCCACUUUCCAGUCACAAACGCGCGUUUCAAAUUAAUCCCAUUUAUUCACAAACGCGCGUUUCAAAUUAAUCCCAUUUAUUCACAAACGCGCGUUUCAAAUGACAGAACUUACAAAAUUCAGCGUCCUAUGCAGCCUCUUUACAUGGACACAACGAACAAAAGCACCAGCGAAGAAACGCGCAAAGUUCCGGAAGUUUCUGGACAACUUCUGCACUGAUCGGAACUAUUUUCCGGCCAUUCGACUCAUUCUACCUAACCUUGAUCGUGAACGUGGUUCUUAUGGGCUUAAAGAAUCUGUUCUUGCUACUUCUCUUAUUGAUGCUCUUGGAAUGGCGAAAGACUCGCACGAUGCUCUUAGGCUUGUUAAUUGGAGGAAAGGUGGUGCCAAAACUGGUGCUAAUGCCGGUAAUUUCGCGCUUGUCGCCGCAGAGGUGCUGCAGCUUAGGCAAGGUACUGCUUCAGGUGGACUGACAAUAAAGGAGUUGAAUGACUUGCUUGAUCAAUUGUCUUCGAGCGAAAACAGGGGUGAGAAGACUUUGGUUCUUUCAACCCUUAUCCAAAAGACAAAUGCGCUAGAAAUGAAGUGGAUCAUCAUGAUAAUCCUCAAAGAUUUGAAGCUCGGAAUUAGUGAAAGAAGCAUUUUUCAUGAAUUUCAUCCAGAUGCUGAAGACUUGUUCAAUGUUACGUGUGACUUAAAACUAGUUUGUGAGAAGCUAAGGGAUCGGAACCAACGUCAUAAGCGGCAGGAUAUUGAAGUUGGAAAAGCUGUGCGUCCUCAAUUAGCUAAGAGAGUUGCUAACGCAGCUGACGCAUGGAAGAAGCUUCAUGGUAAGGAAGUGGUUGCUGAGUGCAAAUUUGACGGUGAUCGCAUUCAAAUUCAUAAAAAUGGAACGGAGAUACAUUUUUUCUCAAGGAACUUUAUUGAUCAUUCUGAAUAUGCUCAUGGGAUGUCAGAAAUCAUAAUUCAAAACAUUCUUGUCGAUAGAUGCAUACUUGAUGGUGAAAUGUUGGUCUGGGAUACAUCCUUGAAUCGAUUUGCUGAGUUUGGCUCUAAUCAGGAAAUAGCCAAGGCAGCAAGGGAUGGGCUUGAGAGUAAUAGACAGUUAUGCUAUGUGGCAUUUGACAUCCUUUAUUUUGGAGAUACCAGUGUAAUUCAUCAAACAUUGAAGGAGCGGCAUGAGAUUUUACGUAAAGUUGUUAAGCCAUUGAAAGGUCGUUUUGAAAUUUUACUACCUAAUGGUGGUAUCAACAAUCAUCGGUCUUCUGGUGAACCAUGUUGGUCGUUUAUUGCUCACAAUGCGGAGGAAGUUGAAAGAUUUUUCAAAGAAACCAUUGAAAAUAGAGAGGAGGGAAUUGUAGUAAAAGACCUCAGCUCCAAAUGGGAACCUAGUGACCGCAGUGGAAAAUGGCUAAAGUUGAAGCCUGAUUACGUUCAUGCUGGCUCUGAUCUGGACGUACUUAUCAUAGGUGGCUACUAUGGUUCCGGACGACAUGGGGGAGAGGUUGCUCAAUUCUUGGUGGGCCUUGCAGAGCGUCCAUCACCAAAUACACAUCCCAAGCGAUUUAUCUCCUUAUGCAGAGUUGGUACUGGACUUUCUGAUGAUGAGCUUGAAGCAGUAGUGACCAAACUAAAACCUUACUUCAGAAAGUAUCCAAAGACGAGCCCGCCAAGUUUUUAUCAAGUUACUAAUCAUUCCAAAGAAAGACCUGAUGUGUGGGUCGAUAGCCCUGAAAAAUCAAUUAUUCUGUCUGUAACCAGUGACAUCCGAACCAUAGAAUCAGAGGCAUUCGCUGCACCUUACUCUCUGAGAUUUCCUCGGAUUGACAGGGUGAGAUAUGACAAGGAUUGGCAUGAAUGCCUUGAUGUACAAUCAUUUAUAGAAUUGGUGCAAUCUGGCAACGGUACCACACAGAGGAAUACAGAAUAUGGGAGCAACAAGGACAGUAAACCAAAACGCAUGAAAUCCUCUACAAGGGGAGAAAAGAAAAACAUGUCUACUGUUCCCUCUCAUUUAAGUCAGACUGAUGUUUCCAGUGUUACGGGAGGUUCCUUAAUGUUUUCAAAUAUGAUGUUCUACUUUGUUAAUGUCCCUCCAUCUCAUUCGCUAGAGUCCUUCCACAAAUUAGUUGCUGAGAAUGGGGGCACUUUCUCAAUGAAUUUAAAUAACGCAGUCACUCAUUGUGUUGCAGCAGAUAGCAAAGGGUUUAAAUUUGAAGCAGCAAAACGUCGUGGUGAUAUCAUUCAUUAUACUUGGGUAUUAGAUUGCUGUGCACAAAAGAAGCUCAUCCCCUUACAUCUGAAGUACUUCCUCUUUCUUUCUGAACUGACCAAGAAGAAGUUACAAGAAGAUAUUGAUGAGUUCUCGGACUCUUACUACUUGGAUCUCGACCUUGGAGACAUCAAACAGCUCUUAAGUAAUAUUAAUAGGUCAGAAGAUGUCAGUACUGUCGACCAUUACAGGAAAAAAUACUGCCCAAAGGAUAAGUGGUCUAUCUUUAAUGGAUGCUCCAUUUAUUUCCGCACCACAAUGCCAUCAUUGAAAGAAGAUUGGCAAAUUCUAUUGGAACUUUCCUCGAAGAGAUUCAAAGUUGAAGUUCUCAUGGGUGGUGGAAAAGUCACAUCUAAUCUCAACUCCGCAACUCAUGUGGUGGCCUUGUUCUUACCAAGUUGUCAUACCAACUAUGAAGACGAAAUACAGAGUAGUUUCACUUCAGUUGAGAGAAAACUUCUUGGAAGAAAGAGGUUGCAUAUAAUUAAUUCCAAGUGGUUAGAAGAUUGUUUAAACAGUUGCCAAAGAUUAUCAGAAGACACUUAUAGCAUUAAGCCCUAUGGAAUAGAAGAGUCAACUUCUGAGGAUUGUGAACAUGCCUUGGCGGUAGAUGCUCAUCUGAUCAAAAAAGAUAAUGUAGAAGACCAAAACGUAUCCAUCUCUAACAAGGGAAGUAAACAGAGUAGUGUAAAAGCUGCUUCUGAAGACAGUUUAACUUUGGCAUCCCAAGCGAAGGUUGGACCAAGGAAAAGAGGAAGACCUCCAGGCAGAAGUAUUACAAAAAUAAAAACAGACACAAAUCAAGCUCGAAGAGUUCGAUCACAGAUUGCGAAAAAGCGUGCCAAAAUAUCUGAGUAUGAAUCAGAUGAAAGUGAUUCUCUCGAUAAAAGACCAUACGAGCAAGAGGCUGACAAUGUAGAAGGAAGUCUUGAUUUUCACUACGUACGUUCACAACCACACGAGACUGAGAAAAUUCAUAAUGUCCAAGGUGGUACUGAAGGAGUAGAAAGUUCUGAACAAAACAAGGGAAUCGGGCUAGAGGAUUUCAAGGACAACCAACAUGAAAAUAUGUUUGUUCCCGAAAUUGAAAUGAAAGAUGCGGACAAUGACCAAAGUAGUCAGGUGACUGAAAAACUUGAAAUUAUGACUGAUCCUGUACAGGCAAUGUUACUUGACAUGAUUCCUGGCCUUUCUAUGAACAAAGUUGAGCAACCUAGGAAUCAUCAUGUCGAGGCAGAGAAGCCACCAGAAAUCUCUAAUGAAGAGCCUUCUUCAACUACAAAGAAAAAGAAAGUUAGCUUCAAGGCUCUCGCUGGUGAUUUUCUAAAGGAUUUGUAGAGUACUCUCGUCUUAUAGAUGGAUUAUUAUGUAAUGAAUAUAUGGCUCAAAAGUUCAAAUUUGAACUAGUGUCAAGUUCUUUUCAUAUUUUCUUGCAAAUAGGGUAACUGGUGUUUGUCUAUAGAUGUAAGAUUCACUGAUUCGGAACACCAUAGUUUUUUUUUUUUGGUAGAUGAACACCAUAGUUUCUACUUGACACUUAAGUAAACAAUGUUUUAGUAGCAGAAGUAUUUAAUUUUUCUUAACAAAUGAUAUGAAUAGUUACAGUUAAACGGA
Medicago truncatula (barrel medic) is the source of this 3954-nucleotide messenger RNA. Its product is annotated as DNA ligase 4. Gene Ontology annotation, molecular function: DNA ligase (ATP) activity; ATP binding; DNA binding. Bases 169 to 3678 code for a protein of 1169 amino acids. The record is from RefSeq and is a predicted model, not a curated record. Gene Ontology annotation, biological process: double-strand break repair via nonhomologous end joining; nucleotide-excision repair, DNA gap filling; DNA biosynthetic process. Gene Ontology annotation, cellular component: DNA ligase IV complex. NCBI's taxonomy places the organism in Eukaryota, Viridiplantae, Streptophyta, Magnoliopsida, Fabales, Fabaceae. The transcript is spliced from 27 exons.